AGCUUGUUGCUACGCUAGCCACUAGCAGCUUGUGCUAGCUGGCUGCGGCUUCAGCUAAGAGCCAGCUAACAACGUAUCGUUCGUUACACAACAUUUUACGUGUGUCAUCAUCAGGCGAAAAAAAAUAACAAUUAGAAUUUCAUUUAAUAACCCACCCACUUUCAUCCGGCUGAAUCAUCUUCAUGAGAGUACGCAGCCGCUGACUCACAGCUAAGAAACAGAUGGCUACUAACACAAGCUAACAACAUUUACUGGUGUCAAGCUAAGCUAAAAAUCAUCAGCCUAUUUAUUAUUGCAGCUGUUGACAUAUGCAAGAUGUGUGUUUGGUGGCCCUACUCAUUCCACCCAUGACUGUUUCCCCCAUCAUGUUGUCUUGUCAUACUACCCUGUCUGGCAUUCAUUUUACAAUGUGUAUAAAUACAACUUGGGGUGAUUACAAUCUAAAAGGAUGUAAUGUGAAAAAAAGACCCCAACAUCAUUAUUUUUGGUUAGUCUGAUCUUUCUUGUCAGGUGAAUAAGUCAUUCAUGUGUGCAGUCUCAUGAAAGAGUAUUCAUGUUUAUGGAGGGACCGAAUCUGCCUAAGGAAAUUAAACCAAAUAUAACGUCCUCAGUUGUUAUUCAUGCAGACAACUGGGGCGAGCUAAUACCAUAAGAGACAGCACAGAGGACAGCUCAUCUGUCUGUGUGUGACCCCUUCCCUCUAGAGCUGCCAGACGAAAAGCUCAUUGUGCGGCGAGAUAUGAAAUGCAAGAUGCAGACUGUGAGAAGAUAACGCCUGGGCUGCUCAAGUCGCGUACAGGAGAAUUUGAUUUGGAGUCAAUACUGUUUCUCAAACUGAGAGGUCUUGGAAUAAUUGAUCUUGGAUGCAUUGGAGAAUGUUUACAUUUAGAGAAACUGGACCUCUCUGGAAAUAACAUAACAAAUGUAGCUCCUCUAUCAUCUCUCCGGCUUCUUUCUGUACUCUGUUUGUCUUCAAACAGGAUUUCCAAUUUAGAACCCCUGCGCAAUUGUGAAGGUUUACAGAACUUAAACUUGGCUGGUAAUAUCAUAUCCAGCAUUGAGAACCUACAAUGCCUUCAGCUGUUGAGAAAGCUAGAAAGUAUACGUCUUAAAGACAACACUUACAAUUACACUAACCCAGUGUGCAGGAACGCAGCAUAUAGAAACAUAGUUCUUGAGAUGUUCCCCCACAUCAAGGUGCUUGAUGGGGAAAGAGUGGUUGGGCGUGGCAGUGAACUGUACCAAUUAUGUAAAGACAUUGAUGAAACCAUCAAAGCUGGUUCAUACAAGAAUGGACAGCUUGUGGAACACACUGAUUGCAAACCAUGGGUGGAGGAUAAUUACUGGGAGUUAAAAAGAUCAAACAAUGCCAUUAUUGAAGAAGCCUACAAACAGUUCAACGAUGUACUUCAUGAAUGCAGACUCCUGAACAACAGAGCCUCUCACGUUAUUUCCCAAACUGAAAGAUCUAUGAGCCUGAAGAAGCAGCCAAAGCAGUAUACUAUUUGAGUUGGACUAUAUGAACACAUUUGUUUUUGUUGUAUGAUGUACCAUGGCUGUACUGUAGGCUUUUCAAAUUACUAAGCUUUAUCCAAAUGCUUGAUCAGUAUCAGACACAUGCUUUGUAUUUGCAUUGUGAGGCAUUUGUUGAAAUUCUAUCUCAUCCUAUGCAUUGAGUAUCAACGAUACGCAUAAGUGGUUUGAAAACCUUUAUCUAUACUGACAACUCUCAGUUUGGUUCAAAGAUGUCUUUACUUGCACAGUGUGCAUUUUGUACCAUGUUGUAUCCUGCAUUUAUGCUAGGAGCUAUGCUGCUUAACAAUUUCUAUAAACUUCAUCCAUAUUGCAUUGCUGGAUAAUGUUGGGAGUUAAUGUGUCCCAUGCUGUUUGCUUUCCUUGUAAGUUGAACUUUUGCAAUAAGUGAUUGAAUGAUGUUUCAGCUGUUUCUAUUUGUUUUAUAACAUUGUUGUUUAUUAUGUGUACACACAACUUCUGGAAAAAUAUAAUGUUUUCAAACGUG
This is a messenger RNA of Gymnodraco acuticeps, 2020 nucleotides long. It is a transcript of the gene lrrc61, whose product is annotated as leucine rich repeat containing 61. The coding region runs from base 745 to 1509 and encodes 254 amino acids. Gene Ontology annotation, biological process: outer dynein arm assembly. The transcript has 9 exons. The record is from RefSeq and is a predicted model, not a curated record. Gene Ontology annotation, cellular component: cytoplasm. NCBI's taxonomy places the organism in Eukaryota, Metazoa, Chordata, Actinopteri, Perciformes, Bathydraconidae. Gene Ontology annotation, molecular function: protein binding.